This is a messenger RNA of Coccomyxa subellipsoidea C-169, 1004 nucleotides long. RefSeq lists its product as hypothetical. Lineage: Eukaryota; Viridiplantae; Chlorophyta; Trebouxiophyceae; Coccomyxaceae. Gene Ontology annotation, biological process: mitochondrial protein processing; mitochondrial proton-transporting ATP synthase complex assembly. The transcript has 3 exons. Gene Ontology annotation, molecular function: metalloendopeptidase activity. Gene Ontology annotation, cellular component: extrinsic component of mitochondrial inner membrane. The record is from RefSeq and is a predicted model, not a curated record. Bases 1 to 576 code for a protein of 191 amino acids.
AUGAGCGAAGGUGCUAGUGAUGAUGUCAAUGUACACAAUUCUGGGAAAAGAACAGAAGAAUGUCGUCGCAUGGUCGAUCAUGCCCUCACCCGAAAUCCAGUGGUCAAGUUCAUGGUAGAGAAGCUUGAGGAGGCGGGCUGUCCAGUAGGAGAGAGAUUCUUCAGUUUGGAAUCCUGUUCAGAAGAAGUGGGCGGUGGAUUCAGAGUCCCUGACGGCGUGAUUGUCUGCAGCAACCAUUUGUCAGCCCAGGAAGAGGUGUCUCACGUGCUGACGCACGAGUUGAUCCAUGCUUACGACCACUGCAGAGGCGCAGACCUGGACUGGACCAAUUGUGAACACCACGCCUGCAGUGAAGUGCGGGCUGCCAGCCUCAGCGGUGACUGCCACUUUAAGCAGGAGCUUUUGCGAGGGAACACUGGCUUCAGAGGCCAGCACCAGCGCUGCGUGCGCCGCAGGGCGGAGCUGUCCGUUGGAAUGAAUGAUUACUGCAAGGGCCCAGGAUGUGCUAAGCGGGCAGUGGAUAACGUGUUUGACCGGUGCUUUGCCGACACUGCGCCAUUUGACAGGAUACCUUAGAAUAGGGAAAACGAUUGCACCAGUCCUACCUCCUAGGAACUGAAGUACUCCAGCAAUUGAAUGAGGACGCAUGCUAAGGAUGCCGUAUUAUUGCUGCCAACUUUACUAGGGCAUCUGGACAGCUUCCAAGCUGCUGGAAGCUGACUCCAAGAUGAAAUGGUGAAGUGACAAAGUAUUUGCAACUGCAGUGGAUACAUAUGAAAUGAGCUCUCAUGAGCUGAUCAGCGCUGAUUAGGUUCCCCUGUGACACUAGUCAGUCCAUGGCGAGGUGACCUGAUAUCUUAUAAGUAAUUACUUUCUUAGAUGCUCGUGAUGAGUGAAUGCGAUGAACUUCUUGGAGAUCUUAUUGAUUCUGUGAGGAUGCAAGCACAGCGAUUACACGAUUUGCAAGCCGAUAUCCUCAUUACCAAUGUAAAACCCAGGCAGAC